Molecule: messenger RNA, 4129 nt
Organism: Pogonomyrmex barbatus (red harvester ant)
Lineage: Eukaryota; Metazoa; Arthropoda; Insecta; Hymenoptera; Formicidae
Gene: Naa15-16
Product: N-alpha-acetyltransferase 15/16
Biological process (GO): N-terminal peptidyl-methionine acetylation
Cellular component (GO): cytoplasm; NatA complex
Molecular function (GO): protein binding
Source: RefSeq, a predicted model, not a curated record
GUGCGGCACUGUGGCAGCAAGCGCUUCCGGCGGAACAGCAUUGUCGCGGAUGAUCACGUGAUCGAGGAUCGACUUCUUCGUUUGUGGCCACGAGGUUUUGUGGUGUAAAAUUAAGUUUACCGGGUGGAAAAGGCCCCCUAUUUUUGUAGUUAUACAAAAAUGCCCUCCAGCAACCCGUUGCCACCCAAAGAAAAUGCCCUGUUCAAGCGGAUCCUGAGAUGCUACGAACACAAACAAUACAAAAAUGGGCUAAAGUUCGCAAAACAAAUCCUGUCAAAUCCCAAAUUCAGCGAGCAUGGAGAGACUUUGGCGAUGAAGGGUCUCACGCUGAACUGCUUAGGCCGCAAGGAAGAAGCUUACGAUCAUGUGCGCCGUGGCCUCAGGAACGAUCUACAGUCCCAUGUCUGCUGGCAUGUUUACGGCCUUCUACAGCGCUCUGACAAGAAGUAUGACGAGGCUAUCAAAUGUUACAGAAAUGCGCUCAAAUGGGAUAAGGACAACAUUCAAAUUCUUAGGGAUCUAUCAUUGUUACAAAUCCAGAUGCGGGAUCUGGAAGGUUACAAGGAUACCAGAUAUCAAUUGUUUAUGUUACGUCCUACUCAACGAGCUUCUUGGAUCGGUUUUGCUAUUUCGUAUCAUUUAUUAAGAGAUUAUGAGAUGGCAUUGAAAAUUUUAGAUACUUUUCGAAAUUCUCCAAUGAUAUGUUAUGAUUAUGAACAUAGCGAGCUGUUAUUAUAUCAAAAUAUGGUCAUCCAGGAAUCAGGAGAGUGUGAACAGGCAUUGAAACAUUUAGACAAGUAUAGUGAUCAAAUUUGUGACAAAGUUACUGUCAAAGAGACUUAUGGUAAACUAAGACUUCAAUUGAAACAAUACGCAGAAGCAGAGCAAGUUUAUAAAGAGCUAUUAGAUAUUAAUCCUGAAAACACAACAUAUUAUACUAGGCUAGCAGAGGCUGAGAGACACACUUCGCCAAGCGAAACAUUACAUAUGCUCCAAAGAUAUGAAGAACUCUUCCCUCGUGCGUUAGCGCCACGCCGUUUGCAGCUCAAUUAUGCGACAGGAGAUGAAUUUAAAGUUUUAGUUGAUCGAUAUUUACGAAAAGGGCUUCACAAAGGCAUACCGCCGUUAUUUGUAAACCUUCGUUCGUUAUACACCGAUAAGGAAAAGGUCGAAAUCAUAUCAUCUCUACUUGUGCAAUACAAGGAGGCAUUAAAACUUCACGGUCAUUUUAGCGAUCAAGAGAAAGAUAAUCCAAGAGAACCGGCAUCUGCUUUGUUAUGGACCUAUUACUAUCUAGCACAACAUUACGAUUACCUCGGUCAAACUGAGAAGGCAUUGAUUGAAAUUGACGCUGCCAUAGAUCAUACUCCUACGCUUAUAGAACUUUUUGUUACCAAAGGACGCAUUUAUAAGCAUGCUGGAAAUGUUCAAGAAGCUUAUAAAUGGCUGGACGAGGCACAGGGGUUAGAUACAGCUGACCGAUAUAUUAACUCUAAAUGUGCCAAGUACAUGCUCCGUGCGAAUCUUAUUAAAGAAGCGGAGGAGACAUGUGGGAAAUUCACAAGAGAAGGAGUUUUAGCUAUGGAAAAUUUGAAUGAAAUGCAGUGCAUGUGGAUUCAAACAGAAGCAGCCAAUGCGUACAAACGUCUUGGAAAAUAUGGAGAGGCAUUGAAGAAAUGUCACGAAGUAGAUAGGCAUUUUUCGGAAAUAAUAGAGGACCAAUUUGACUUUCAUACAUAUUGUAUGCGGAAAAUGACAUUGCGGUCUUACGUGGGUCUCUUAAGGUUAGAAGAUGUUCUCCGAGCUCAUCCAUUUUACUUCAAAGCAGCGAAAUGUGCAAUGGAGGUCUAUCUGCGACUACAUGAUUACCCUUUGCCUGAUCCGGCGCAAACGCAAGAAAUCGACACUGAAAACUUGGCGCCAUCCGAACUGAAAAAGCUGAGGAACAAACAGAGGAAACAACGCAGAAAGGCCGAACUCGAACGGCAGCAGGCCGCUCAAGCUCAAGAAAAAAGGGAGCAGCAUAACAAAUCUCGACAGCAGAACGAUCCUGAUCUCGAGCAGCCCACACUAGAUGAAUUAAUUCCGGAAAAGUUAGAAAGGAUCGAAGAUCCAUUGGAGCAAGCGAUAAAAUUCUUGCAGCCCUUGCAGGAAUUGGCAUCGAAUCGGAUAGAAACGCAUCUCAUGGCUUUCGAAAUAUAUAUUCGGAAAGGUCGCACUCUUCUCAUGCUACGCUCAAUAAAACGUGCUCAUAGAUUGGACAUGAACAAUCCAGAUCUGCAUACAUGUUUAGUACGUUUUCUGUUGCACAUCAAUAAAUCUCCGCUGGAAGGAGCAGUGGGCGAGGUAGUGAAACGUCAGACCGCGGGAAUCUUCUCCAGUACGAAGGCGGCACAAUUGAACGCUGAGUACUUGAAGAAAAAUAGGAAUUCGUUGCCGCAUCUGCUGCAAGGCGCGCGGAUGUUAUACGUUUUGGACCCGUCCGCGCAGACGAAGGCGCUAUCCCUUGUAACGAACUUCGAGGAAUUCGAAGGCGUGACGUUGCAGAACUGUACGAAGGUGCUCGAGGCAUUACGUAACGGUGACUUCGGACACUGUGACGAUACGAUAGCCGAUUACAUGGCGAAAUGCCAUGUGCGAUUCCCAUUCGCCACCGCGUUUCGGCCGCCUGAGCCGAAAACCAAUAAUCAUCAAGAAAAGGAGAAUUCGAUCAAAAACUGAUCCAGGCACGCGCUAUUGCAGCGUCACUGAAUCGCUAUCGUAAUUAGGCAAGUCAAUGGAGGGAUGCGGAAGUUUCUUCUGAUCUGCGUUAGAGGACGUUAAAAAUCAUGUUUUAAGGUAGACCGACGGUUAAAAAAAAAAAAAAAAACGAAAUUGGCGAAAUAACUAAUCGAGUAAAGCAUGUGUUGUAUGCGAACUGUUCUCCGAGAGUAUUUCACGUAGUGCGAACAGUGCUGGGAUAGUGCUGGAUAAACAAUCCUAAUAAAUUAUAAUACGACGAGGCGCGGACUGCCUACAAUUUCUGGAACGCGGUCCGGAAUUUUUACAGGAAAGAAAAUAGAGAAAGAAAGAGAGAGAGAAAGAAAGGACGACUUAGCUAAAUAUUAGUUAACAAUCGAGACCGAUUAAUUUGACAAGUUCUACUUAUCGUGGGCGGCGACGCUAAACGGGACGAGUGGGAUGGGGAUCGGGAUGAGAGGAGAGAUAAUCGACAAAAGUGCGGACUGUUUUGUGGUAUAGGACGUGCAGUGUGUAAAAUAACACGUGCGAGACUAACACAUUGGUACAAAAAGACAAGACUUGUAUACAUACAUACAUACGCGCGCUCUAAUGCGAAUAUUUCUACUCGACUUAAGGUGUAUAAUUUCCAGCGAUGCCUACAUAAUACUCUACUAUGUAGAGGCCGCAAAACGCUAGACGAUCAUCGAAGCACCGAAUACUGUACCGUGCAUGUCCGUCGUCGCAUUUGGAUGGACUCCGUUCCCACAUCGUGUACUAACUUCUGGUUCAUCUCAUCCGUGAACUGUUGAUUUGAAUGAACAAAAUCUAACGCUUUUCUUCUUAGAUACACAUUUUAUUCCUGCGUUUUUGCCCAGGGUAAUGAUCUACGUUUGGAUUGGAGCCCUGAUAUUCCAUCGAGAAGUCAAUAAGGAAGUAGUGUCCGUUUGCGAAAGUCUCUGUGAAAGUUACUAUAGGAACGAUAAACUGCGUUUUGUAUACGCAAACUACCAAAGUAUAUCAUAAAUCGAAAAGCCGUUAGUGUGUUAAUAGCGAAUAUCAUCGUACGUGUGUACAUCGACGAAUUGCGGAAAUUUUAAUAAACAAGAGGUUUAAAGCCUACCGGUACAAGUCGAAGAAUAUUAUGAUUACCUCGUUUGAUUUCCGAAAAUAAUGCUACAUAUUUAUAAGUUUUUUCAGUUUUCCUGUAAAACCAUUUUCAAUACGAAAUGACCGAUAGAUAUUACUGAGCUAUUAAUAAUGUUUGUAUAUAUUUCAGGUACUAUAUCAAUAAGUGUAUAACAUCUUACGACUUUCUUUUGAAUGAGCAACAAAUGGUUUGCCGCUGAUCAAUAUUGUCUGAAUGUUUAUCACCUCUUCAAACAUGUCAUAACAGUAAUCAUAAACAUAG